This is a messenger RNA of Carica papaya (papaya), 3724 nucleotides long. Lineage: Eukaryota; Viridiplantae; Streptophyta; Magnoliopsida; Brassicales; Caricaceae. The record is from RefSeq and is a predicted model, not a curated record.
CCCCCCUGUAUUUUCAGCAAAACGGCUCUUUUUCGUGAGGCCAAUAGAAGCUGCUUCAAGCUGGGCAGAAUUUCAAAAGUUAUGGCUACGGGUGUCUCCACCACCACCCAAAACUACCCGUUUGGAAAAAUUUUCUCUUCUUCCUCAUGGCUAUCUCGUUUUCGUGCCCGCUCUUUGUUUUCUUCUCACAGGUCUUUCUAUGUGGUGGCUCAUUCAACGCCAUCCCAUAAACGAGGAGUCCGCAAAAUACAGAGUUCCCAAUGUACUGAUCCAACUUCUAAAAAUUCACAUACCAUUCACAAACCCUGGGGGUCUUAUGGGUUGAUCCUCGUACUAAGUUACCAAAGGAUGGUGCCCCGAACUCUUAACAACCAUCAUGAGAAAUUAGAUGAAGCAGUUAUUCAAGUUUCUGGUAACAAUAAGAGGCAAAAAAUUUUUGGCACUAUUGCUUCCCAACCAAAAAUUUGUAGUCCUGAAAAGGGAUGGGAGCAAGAAACAACAAUGAUGAGGAAGGAGAAGGAAGAAAUUCAGCUAGCACUGGAUAAAUAUAUGCCAUGUUCAGGGAAGGGGUCUGAUCCAAUUAGCAUAUAUGUUGAUGGCACCUGCACCACGAAUACAAAAGCACCAGCUCCUGAAAAUGUUUCUGGGCAUCAGUCUGCUCCCUUCUUUGAAAUAAAGCAUAAAAAUAACAGUAAUAUAGAUGUGAAAGAACCUAAUUAUGUUGAACAGAAAACAUAUAAGGACAUAAUAGAAAAUAUUGGAUCUCUUGGUCCUUUUCCUAGACAGAUGUUGGGCAAAGGGCAAGGAACAGAAUCCAAUGUCAAUGGGAAGGUAGGUAUUUAUGCAGAUCCAGAGAAUUCUAGGAGUGAAACAUCAACCGCAAGUCCUGAUGCUAAAGAUGAAAGUAAAAUUGCUAAGAAGGAAAAAGAUGCAAGACAGCUUAUUCAGGAGAAGCUGAGUAGCAUCUAUAGUACAGUUCAUGUUGUUGAUAACAUAUCUGAUGCGAAGGAAGUAGUUAAGAUGUUGACCGGGCAAUUCAGAAAUCUUGUACAUGCAUGUGAUACUGAGGUUUCCAAAAUUGAUGUUAAGCAAGAAACCCCUGUCAACCAUGGAGAACUAAUAUGCUUCAGUAUUUAUUCUGGACCGAAAGCAGAUUUUGGAAAUGGGAAAUCCUGCAUCUGGGUAGAUGUUCUUGAUGGAGGUGGAAGAAAUCUUUUGAAUGAAUUUGCUCCUUUCUUUGAAGACCCAUCCAUCAAGAAGGUUUGGCAUAACUACAGCUUUGAUAACCACAUUCUUGAGAACUAUGGAAUUAAGAUGUCUGGCUUUCAUGCUGACACAAUGCACAUGGCACGGUUAUGGGAUUCGUCAAGACGGAUGGAAGGUGGGUAUUCACUUGAAGCACUAACUGGUGACGCAACAGUUAUGUCAAAAACUGAAAUGGCUGGCGGAACUGAAUUGAUUGGUAAAAUAUCCAUGAAAACCAUUUUUGGCAAGAAAAAGUUAAAAAAAGAUGGAUCUGAAGGCAAACUAAUCACUAUUGCUCCUGUUGAGGAACUACAGCGAGAAGAACGAAUAUCUUGGAUAUCAUAUUCUGCCUCAGAUGCAAUAAACACAUUAGAGCUUUAUGACAGCUUGAAGGGAAAACUUUCAUCUAUAUCAUGGAAUGUUAAUGGAAAUAGAUGUCCUGGAGAGCAUAUGUUUAACUUCUAUGAGAAACAUUGGCGACCAUUUGGUGAGCUUCUAGUUAGAAUGGAAGCUGAGGGGAUGCUGGUAGAUCGGAAAUAUCUUGCUGAGGUGGAGAAGAUAGCUAAAGCAGAGCAGGAGAUUGCUGCUAACCGGUUUCGAAGUUGGGCAUCUAAAUACUGCCCUGAUGCCAAUUUCAAAGUUCCCAAUAUGACCAAGUGGUUGAAAGGCAAGAAAACAGCCGGAAAAUAUCGAAGUAUCAAGCUACAUGGUCUUGAUGUUAAGUUAGAUACUGACAUGUAUACGGCUUCCGGUUGGCCCUCAGUUAGUGGAGAUGCUUUGAAGGUCUUGGCUGGGAAGGUUUCUGCUGAAUAUGAUUUCAUAGAUGAUGCCUGUGACCCACCCCUUAACAAUUCUCCCGAAACAAGUGAACUAAACACAUCUUCUUAUGGGACUGCUUUUAAAGCAUUUGGAGAGGGCAAGAAGGGGAGGGAAGCUUGCCAUGCAAUUGCUUCAUUAUGUGAAGUUUGCUCAAUCGAUUCUUUGAUUUCAAAUUUCAUCCUUCCUUUGCAGGGAACUAAUGUGUCAGGCAAGAAUGGGCAUGUUCAUUGUUCACUGAAUAUCAACACAGAAACUGGGCGCUUAUCAGCUAGGAGACCCAAUUUGCAGAAUCAGCCAGCUUUGGAGAAAGACCGGUACAAGAUCCGUCAGGCAUUUAUAGCUUCACCUGGAAAUUCUCUCAUCGUUGCUGAUUACGGACAGCUGGAACUCAGGCUUCUUGCACAUCUGGCUAAUUGUAAGAGUAUGUUGGAUGCCUUUAAAGCUGGUGGAGAUUUCCAUUCAAGGACGGCAAUGAAUAUGUAUCCACAUAUUUGUGAAGCCAUCAGAAAAGAGCAAGUGCUCCUUGAGUGGCAUCCUCAACCUGGUGAAGAGAAACCCCCGGUUCCAUUAUUAAAGGAUGCAUAUGCUUCAGAAAGAAGAAAAGCCAAAAUGCUGAACUUUUCCAUUGCAUAUGGAAAAACGCCUAUAGGGCUUUCUCGUGAUUGGAAGGUUUCUGUGGAAGAAGCACAACAAACAGUUGAUCUCUGGUAUAAGGAAAGACAAGAAGUACUUAAAUGGCAAGAAGCUCGUAAGGAAGAAGCUCGAACUAAAGGACAAGUUUUUACAUUGCUGGGACGGACUCGUCGGUUUCCAAAUGGUCGUAUGUCGCGAGCCCAAAGGCGUCACAUCGAACGUGCUGCCAUCAAUACCCCAGUGCAGGGAAGUGCCGCUGAUGUUGCAAUGUGUGCAAUGUUAGAAAUAUCAAAGAAUGCUCAAUUGAAGGAACUUGGAUGGAAGCUGCUUUUACAGGUUCAUGAUGAAGUGAUCUUAGAAGGGCCAAGUGAGUCAGCUGAGAUUGCCAAGGACAUAGUUGUGGAGUGCAUGUCUAAACCCUUUGACGGAGAGAAUAUUCUUAGAGUUGGCCUAUCCGUUGAUGCAAAAUGUGCACAGAACUGGUAUGCUGCCAAGUAGGUUCCAGCUUCCCUUGCUUCCGAUGGAGAUGGGUUAUGUCCAACAGCUUCAUUUUGGGAGACUAGACUUUUUCGAAGUGAGGAAAGAGUUUCUGGCAGCAGCACUGAUUCUCUAAUAAGCUGAGAGGAAAAUGCACCAGUUCUUUUAAGGUCCUUUCCUCAGGAAUUCAUGUUUUUGGGACUGUGACAGGUUUUCUGCCUUUCCGGAUGGCCAGUUUUGUGGCAGUCUAGGUUUUCGAAAAGAUGAAGGUAGACCAAGCGUGGUCAGAUGAACAAGUAGGUGGUUUGCCAUUCAUAUAAUCAAGUGGAAGAUUAUAUGAUAGAUUUAGUACCUGCAUAUAAGAAUUUGUGGGGCAUUUCCAUUGUUUAUUGUGUUCAUAAUUGUAUGAAAAGUGGUGAUGGUAAGUUGUGUCGUCUUUGUUUAUUUGGCACUGAUGAAUAUCUAACUUGAUUUUCUUACCAUGUAAGGUUCUUUUGUAUAUUGUUUCAGAUGUUUUGUUUUUGGGGUAAAUCACUGUUUAAAUUCCUAA